Hyalella azteca is the source of this 345-nucleotide messenger RNA. RefSeq names its product salivary glue protein Sgs-3-like. The coding region runs from base 1 to 345 and encodes 114 amino acids. The transcript is spliced from 2 exons. NCBI's taxonomy places the organism in Eukaryota, Metazoa, Arthropoda, Malacostraca, Amphipoda, Hyalellidae. The record is from RefSeq and is a predicted model, not a curated record.
AUGGCUGAUGGAUGUUACCCGUUACUUCUUUCCGCUUCUACAGAAUUGAAGCCAACGGAUCCUGAUAUUCAUGAGCCUAUUGAUAAGCCGUAUGGUCUUAUUUCCGAGGCCACACCAGAAUUGGAAGCGAGAAAACCCGUGUCCGGAAAACCCGCGUCCGGAAAACCCGUGUCCGGCAAACCCGUGUCCGGCAAACCCGUAUCCGGAAAACCCGUGUCCGGAAAACCCUUAUCCGAAAAACCCGUGUCCGGAAAACCCUUAUCCGGAAAACCCGUGUCCGGAAAACCCUUAUCCGGAAAACCCGUGUCCGGAAAACCCUUAUCCGGAAAACCCGUCUCCGGAUAA